GGAGGCGAGAUUCUGAUUGGAGUCCUGACCGUCUGGACGGAAAGAAACAAUGUUUCAAAGCAGUGUCUGCGUUGUCCCUUGAAAAGCUGCAAGAACAGACCGUCCGGUUUAGUCGGAGAAGAAGCAGGCGAAGUUGAAGUCGGAUCGCACAGUGGUCGUCAUCCAUCGGAACAUGUCCAGCCCGGCGAAGCAGGUGAAGAGAGAAGGCGAGACCGUGGUCGGCUACCUCCACGCGCUGUCACCGGUCAAGACGUCACGUCAGAGUGUCCGGUACUUCGAGUGCACCAUACAGACCGGACACGAAGAGUUCAACCGAGUGGUCUGUUUCUCCAUGGAGAAGAGGAACGACUUCGUCGUAGCCGUGGACAACAAGCAGGCGGUCAAGCUGGUGGACACGCGAAAGAGCGUCAGCUACGGCAAUCCCGGGGGGUACGACGUGAUCCUGUCCCACGGCAGCAGAGUGGAGGCGUCGGACGACCUGCCAUUCCUGCGGAGGGAGCCUCGGUGCGCUGGCAAGAUGACCGUCGAGGAGGUUUUGGGUCUUGGUCCGAGGCAGCGAGUGGGCGUGAUCGAGGCCAAGAUGCUCCAGGCCACGGCCAGCAGGAUCGUUCCAGUCAACGGCCUGCCCUGCGAACUGAAAUCGUUCGAGAUCUGCGACUCCACCGGGCAGACAGCGCUGACCGUGUGGGAACGCCACAUCUUGUCCGUGCAGGAGGGCAGAUCGUACCGCUUCGCCACUUUGUCCACCAGGAAGGAGGAGGACCGGACCGUCCUGACGACCACUCCAUCCACGGUGAUCACGGCCAUCGCGGAGGUGGGGCAGCCCGCGUCGCUGAGGUCGGUGUCCGCCAGGGCCAGUCAGACCGUGAGCGGACCUGUGACGGGGGUGCAAAUCGUCGCCAAGCUGAGAUGCCAGAGGUGUCACGCAAGCCAGGAAAACGUGGCCCCCAGGUCGCCCACUCACCGCUGCGACCGCUGCGGUCUCCUCCAGCGUGCAAACUCCUACACCAUUUUCUAUUCUGGAGUGCUGGUCGUGAUCGGGCGACACGGGGAGGAGCGCACCAUGACCCUGACAAAUUCCUCAGUGUUCAAUUACGUCAGGGACAACUACCUCACCUGCAGCGCUCACGACGGACGAGCUUUGGAGGACCAGGUGAUGUCACUGUCCGAGUUGGACGUGACCGUGAACGAAGGCGGUCUGGUUGUGCGGUUCGGGAAACAAGCAGAAGAAGUCCGCGGCGCCGCGAAAGAAACCGAGCCAAGCGAUCAGGGGAAUGCCCCGGACGCGAGAACGGACUCAAAUGUGCCAGAGCAAUUGUUGGCCCAGGACGCAGACCCAAAUGCGCUGGAGCAAUUGAUGGCCCAGUCCAAGGACUUUGACUGA
Messenger RNA from Alosa sapidissima (American shad), 1384 nucleotides. RefSeq lists its product as uncharacterized. The record is from RefSeq and is a predicted model, not a curated record. NCBI's taxonomy places the organism in Eukaryota, Metazoa, Chordata, Actinopteri, Clupeiformes, Clupeidae. The coding region runs from base 173 to 1384 and encodes 403 amino acids. The transcript is spliced from 3 exons.